AACACGUACACACACUUUCGGCCAGCAAAAGAAAAGACACAGAACCGAGAUGCAUGCAUAGAGGCAGCAGAUGAAAACACAUGAGAAGCUUCACUUUGCAGACAAGAGAUGCACAUUACAGGACAGAAAAAUUAAAAGAAAAUAGAGGCUGAGAGGAGGUGACGAGAAGACCAAAACCGAGGAUAAAAAGAGAGAACAGAGCCAGAGACGGGGGAGGACGAGAAACCGGAAGAAAAACAGAGUACAAAGGGAGAGAAACGAAAUGCAAAAAAAAUAGAAAAAGAGAGCACUAGAAUGAGAGCACAAAACCGAGGAAGCUUCAGCGAUAAAGGACAGAAGAAAAAAACAGAAAAAGGAGAGGAGAAAAUUGAGAGGGAGAGACCGAGAAUGGAUCGAGAAGGAAGCAAAAACAGAGUAUCAAGAUGAGACUGAGAGAAACAGGAAACCGAAGAGGAGAAACCGAGCAAGAAGAGCACAGAAACAGAGCAAAAGAGAGGACCAAGAACGUAAAAACAGAGGUGGACGUGAUGUCUUCGAAAAACCAGCAGGAGCAGGCUUAGAGAUGAAGCGUCCGUAUGCCCAUGAUGAUGACAAGAUAAAAAGCUGAAGAUGGUGGAUGUCAGUGAGCGGGCUGACUAUUGGGCUGCUAGAAACUCUAGUUCUUCUGUGUAUUUCAACGAUAAUCUGCUGUUCAAGGUGUUGAAGCUCGUGGACGUGAGGACGUUGGUCAUGGCGGCUUGUGUGAGCAAGCAGUGGCACAAGACGAUGCUGGAUGAGCGGCUUUGGGAGCUGAUCUACACCAAACGGUGGGUUAACACUGGCUGUGGUGAGCAGUGGUCCUUGCCCCCGGUGACUUCCAUUGUCACCACAUUCUCUACCUCUGGUCUCUCUCCAAGCCCCAGAGAAAAUGCCAGACACGUUGCUGGAUUGCAAGCGCAAGAGGGAGAAGAAGAUGAAGAGAAAAAAAAAAGAAAAAAGCUGAUUGGAGAUAACUGUUAAAAGAUAAAGGCUAUGGCUUGAAUAAUAUUGUUCUCUUUUCUCCUUUCCUUUCCAAGAUUUUAUAGUGGGCAUAAGUUUGCAUGAGUCCUUAACUAGUUAUUUAUAAAAUAUCAGGUAUAAUCUUGUGUC
Molecule: messenger RNA, 1128 nt
Organism: Prosopis cineraria
Lineage: Eukaryota; Viridiplantae; Streptophyta; Magnoliopsida; Fabales; Fabaceae
Exons: 1
Coding region: 610-999 (129 amino acids)
Biological process (GO): SCF-dependent proteasomal ubiquitin-dependent protein catabolic process; gibberellic acid mediated signaling pathway
Cellular component (GO): SCF ubiquitin ligase complex
Molecular function (GO): protein binding
Source: RefSeq, a predicted model, not a curated record